AUGGCGGAGGAAGGGGCUGUAGCUGUCUGCGUGAGGGUCCGGCCACUCAACAGCAGAGAAGAAUCUCUUGGAGAAGAUACUCAAGUUUACUGGAAAACUGACAAGAAUACUAUUUAUCAAGUUGAUGGAAGUAAAUCCUUCAAUUUCGAUCGUGUCUUUCAUAGCAAUGAAACUACUAAAAAUGUAUAUGAAGAAAUAGCAGUACCAAUCAUAGAGUCUGCCAUACAAGGCUACAAUGGGACUAUAUUUGCCUAUGGGCAGACUGCUUCAGGAAAAACAUACACUAUGAUGGGUUCACAAGAUUACUUGGGUGUAAUACCCAGGGCAAUUCAUGACAUUUUCAAAAAAAUUAAGGAGUUUCCUGAUAGAGAAUUUCUUUUACGUGUUUCUUACAUGGAAAUAUACAAUGAAACCAUUACAGAUUUACUCUGUGACACUAGAAAAAUGAAACCUUUAAUAAUUCGAGAAGACUUCAAUAGGAAUGUAUAUGUUUCUGAUCUCACAGAAGAAGUGGUUUAUACAUCAGAAAUGGCUUUGAAGUGGAUCACAAAGGGAGAAAAAAACAGACAUUAUGGAAUAACGAAAAUGAAUCAAAGAAGCAGCCGUUCUCACACCAUAUUUAGAAUGAUUUUGGAAAGUAGAGAGAAGGGUGAACCUUCUAAUUGUGAAGGAUCUGUCAAGGUGUCCCAUUUGAAUUUGGUUGAUCUUGCUGGCAGUGAAAGAGCUGCUCAAACAGGAGCUGAAGGUGUGCGACUCAAAGAAGGAUGUAAUAUAAAUCGAAGCCUAUUUAUUUUGGGGCAAGUGAUCAAGAAACUUAGUGAUGGACAAGUUGGUGGCUUCAUAAAUUAUCGAGAUAGCAAAUUAACACGAAUUCUCCAGAAUUCCUUGGGAGGAAAUGCGAAAACACGUAUUAUCUGCACGGUUACUCCAGUGUCCUUUGAUGAAACCCUUACUACUCUGCAGUUUGCCAGCACUGCUAAAUAUAUGAAGAAUACUCCUUAUGUUAAUGAGGUGUCAAGUGAUGAAGCUCUCCUGAAAAGAUAUAGAAAAGAAAUAAUGGAUCUUAAAAAACAAUUAGAGGAGGUUUCUUUAGAGACCCGGGCCCAGGCAAUGGAGAAAGACCAACUGGCCCAACUUUUGGAAGAAAAAGACUUACUUCAAAAAGUACAGAUUGAGAAAAUUCAGAAUUUAACACAGAUGCUGGUGACCUCUUCUUCCCUUACAUCACAACAGGAAUUAAAGGCUAAAAAGAAGCGAAGAGUGACUUGGUGCCUCGGCAAAAUCAACAAAAUGAAAGAUUCAAACUAUGUAAAUGAAUUUAAUAUGAAAACAAAUAUAACAACAAAACCCCACAAAGCUGCUGUAUCUUUGCUAGGAGAAAUUGAUGAAUCUCUCUGUUCAGAGGCUGAUGUUUUCAGUAACACUCUUGAUACAGUAACUGACGUAGAGUGGAAUCCAGCAACAAAGCUACUAAGUCCGGAAACCUUAGAAUGUGAGUUAAACUCACUUCGUGCUAACUAUGAUAGUCUGAUAUUAGACUAUGAACAAUUAAGAAGAGAACAUGAAGAAAUGGAAUUGAAAUUAAAAGAAAAGAAUGAUUUGGAUGAAUUUGAGGCUCUAGAAAAAAAAACUAAAAAAGAUCAAGAGGCUGAACUAAGUUCAAAAGAAGAGCUGCUUAGAGAAAAGGAAGACCAGAUUAAGAAGCUACAGAAAUACAUAGACUCACAGAAGUCAGAAAAUAUAAAAAUGGACUUGUCCUGUUCAGCGGAAAACACUGAAGACCUUAAACGAAUGAAACAGACUCUGUUUGAUGCUGAAACUCUAACUCUUGAUGCCAAGAGAGAAUCAGCUUUUCUUAGAAGUGAAAACCAAGAGCUGAAAGAGAAAAUGAAUGAACUUACAAAUACAUGCAAGCAAAUGGAAAAUGAUAUUAAGGUAUUUCAAAGCCAAUUGAAGACAAAAAAGAAAAUGCAAGUUGAUCUAGAGAAAGAAUUACAAUCUGCUUUUAAUGAAAUAACAAAACUGACUUCCCUUGUGGAUGGCAAAGUUUCAAAAGAUAUACUCUGUAACUUAGAAUUGGAAAGAAGGACUACUGAUCUCCAGAAAGAACUGAAUAAAAAGACUGAGGAAAAUGCAGUUUUGCGUAAAGAAGUUAAUUUGCUCUCAGAAUUGAAGUCUUCAUCCCUUGAAGUAGACAUGCUGAGGAAAGAGAUACAUGAUAAAUCUGAAGAGCUCAAUCUACUAAAAUCAGGAAAAGAUGAACUUCUUUCUGAAGUAGCUGAUAAGGAAAGAAUAAUUCAAGAUUUACUUGAAGAAAUUAGGAAAACUAAAGAUGACCUGGCAACUACCCAGUUGAAUUAUAAAAUCAUUGAUCAAGAAUUCCAAGAUUUUAAAAACCAGCAAAUGGACUUUGAGGAAAAGUAUAAGAUGGCCCUUGAGGAGAAUGUGGGAAUGAAUCAGGAAUUAGGAACUCUCUCUAAAGAAGUGCAAAAACUUGGUUUGAGUUUGGAGGAUGUGAAGAAAGAGCUUUGUCACAAAUCCCAGGAACUUCAACAGAAAACUGCUGAGGGUCAAGAAAGGUUAAAUGAAAUGGAAGUGCUGAAGGAAGAAUUAGAAAAUAGAGAUGCUAGGCUGCAAACUGUAGAAAAGGAGAAAACAGUGAUUACUGAGAAGCUUCAACGAACCUUAGAAGAAGUAAAAACCAUAGCCCAAGAAAAAGAGGACCUCAAACAACUGCAAGAGAGCCUCCAAAUUGAGAGAGACCAACUCAAAAGUGAUAUUCAGGACACUGUAAACAUGAACAUAGACACACAAGAACAAUUAAGAAAUGCUCUUGAAUCUUUGAAACAACACCAAGGAACGAUUAAUGUGCUAAAAAUGAAAAUUUCUGAAGGAACUUAUAGCAAUUUGCAUAUAGAGGAAAACAUAGGAGAAACUGUGAAUGAAAUUCAGGAAAAGAUGAUCAACAUAGACAAAAAACAGAAUUUAGAAACCAAAGAAACCCAACUACUGAUUGCAGAUAUUGGGGAUAAUGAGUCAAUAGAGCAACAGAGGAAGAUACUUUCUUUAAUACAGGAGAAAAAUGAACUCCAACAAAUGUUAAAGAGUAUUAUAGCAGAAAAGGAACAAUUGAAGAUUGACCUCAAGGAAAAUAUUGAAAUGACUAUUGAAAACCAGGAAGAACUGAGAAUUCUUGGACAUGAACUUAAAAAGCAACAAGAGAUAGUGGCAGAAGAAAAGAGCCAAGUCAUUAAGAAAGAGGAAGAGCUUUCAAAGACCUGUGAGAGAUUGGUGGAAGUUGAAGAAUAUCUAAAAGAAAAGAAUGAACAACUGCAAGAAAAACAGCAACAACUUCUUACUGUAAGAAAAGAGAUGAGUGAACUACAGACAAAGAUAAACGAAAUGGAGAAUUUAAAGAAUGAACUAAAGAGCAAAGAAUUAACACUGGAACAUAUAGAAAUGGAGAAACUUGAGUUGACUCAGAAACUUCAUGAAAAUAAUGAAGAAAUUAAGUCUAUAACCAAAGAAAGAAAUGAUCUAAAGAAAUUACAAGAGUCAUUUGAAAUGGAGAGAGAGCAACUUAAAGGAUACAUAAGAGAAAUUGAAGCUACAGGCCUAGAAACAAAAGAAGAAUUAAAAAUUGUUCACAUGAAUCUAAAAGAAUACCAUAAAACUAUAGAUGAACUAAGAAGAAAUGUUUCUGAAAAGACAGCUCAAAUAAUAAAUAUUCAGAAGGACGUAGAAAAAAAAUCCAGUGCUGAAUUAAAAGGAAAGAUCCCAGCAUUUCAUGUGGAACAACAGCCUCUUCCUAAUGUGAAAGAAGUCAGUGAGAUUCAGGAAACAACAGAUGAACUGGACAAAGCCAAGGAUUCCACACGUCCAAGCACAGAAAUUGAAAGGCACAGAUUAAUUGUAGAACUUCAGGAAAGUCAAGAAGAAAUAAAAUCUGUAACUAAGGAGAAAGACAAUCUUAAAACAAUAAAUGAGACACUUCAAGUUGAGUGUGAGCAGCUGAAAGAGGACAUAAGAGUAACUUUAGCUAAAAUCCAAGAGGCUCAAGACAAACAAGAACAAUCCUACAACAUGAAUGAAAAAGACAAUGAAAUUAAGAAAUUACUAAGUGAGAUGGAGCAAUUGAAGGAGCACUUUGAAGCCAAAGAUUCCACACUACUACGAGUAGAAAUGGAAAAGCUGAAGUUAUCUGAAAAACUUCAAGAAAGUCAAGAUGAAAUGAAGUCUAUAGCUAAAGAGAGAGACGACCUAAAGAGUCUCCAAGAAAUUCUUCAGUCUGAAAGUGACCAACUCAAAAAAAACGUGGAAGAACUCAUCACUAAACAACUGGAAACUGAAGAGGAACUUAAAGUUGCUCAUAUUCAACUGAAAGAACAGAAGGAAGCUAUUAAUAAGCUGAGAGUGAAUGUUUCAGAGAGAGAAACUGAACUGUCAAGCAUUCAAAAGGAGUUAGAAACAACGAAUGGUGAAUUACAGAAAAAGAUCCAAGAGCUUCAUGAGAAACAGGAACAACUUCUUCAUGUAAAAGAAAUUAGUGAGACUCAGGAAACUAUGAAUGAACUAGAGCAAAGCAGGGAGCUUCUAAAAGCCAAAGAAUCAACACUACAAAGUGUAGAAACUGAGAAUCUCAAACUGACUGAAAGACUUCAGGAAAGUCAAGAAGAAAUUAAAAUGAUAAUUAAGGAAAGAGAUGAACUGAAAAGGGUACAGGAGGCCAUUCAAAUGGAGAGAGACCAACUCAAGGAAAACAUUAGUGAACUUGUAGCUAACAUCCAAGAGCUUCAAGAGAAAGAACAUCAACUUGUUAAGGUAAAAACUGAUCUCAAGGAAAAUAUAUACAAAAUAGAACAACUGAAGAAGCAAACAGAGACCCAGAAUUCAAUUCUGGAAAGUGUAGAAAUGGAGAAGUUAAAGUUGUCCCAGAAAGUUCAUGAAACCCUUGAAGAAAUAAGAUCUAUAACUAAGGAAAGAGAUGACCUAAGAAGAGAGGAGAAGGUGCUCAGAAUGGAAAGGGACCAGCUCAGGGAAAACCUCCAAGAAACAGAAGCUAAAAGAAGACAGGAAAGGAAAACCCUACAACUUCCCAGCAGCAACAAAAGUGUAGAGUCGAAAGUAAAAGUUUUAUUAUUUUUACAAAGAGAAUGUACCACUUCCAUGAAAAAUACUACUAAUUACCAUCAAGAUAAAAAAGAGAUGAAUAAUAGUUUUAUUUAUGUCACUGUUCUUAAAAUUUCUCUAAUAAUAAAGGAUCUAGAAAAACAAGAGGAACUACAAAUUGCUCACAUGCAUCUGAAAGAGAACCAAAAAAAUAUUGAUAAACUCAGAGGGAUUGUUUCUGAGAAAGCAGAUGAAAUCUCAAAUCUACAGAUAGAUUUAGAAAAUUCAAAUGCUAAACUCCAAGAAAAGAUCCAAGAACUUAAGGCAAAUGAGCACCAACUUCUUAAGUUAAAAGAAGAUGUCAGUGAGACACAGAAAAAAAUGUGUGAAAUAGAACGAUUAAAGAAACAACUAAAGGCCCAAAGUUUAACUCUCAAUAAAAUAGAAAUGGAGAAUUUAAAUUUGGCUCAGAAACUUCAUGAAAACCUUGAAGAAAAGAAAUCUGUAAUGAAAGAAAGAGAUGAUCUAAAGAGAGUGGAAGAAGCUCUCAAACUGGAGAGAGACCAGCUCAAGAAAAACCUACAGGAAGCCAUAACUAGGGAUCUGGCAACACAACAGGAACUAAAAAUGGCUCGUACGUAUUUAAAAGAACACCAGGAAACUAUUGAUAAAUUCAAGGAGAAAACUGUAGAAAAGACAGCUGAAACUUCAAAUACUCAGAAGGAUUUAAAUAAAUCUAAAGAUGAAUUACAGAAAAAGCAGGACCAACACAGCCACAAAGAAGUAGUACAAUCUGAAAAAAGUUCACUAUGUGAUGGAAAACAGCACCUUACAGAAAGUCUCAGAGAAAAGUGCUUUAGGAUAAAAGAGCUUCUAAAGAAGUACUCAGAGAUGGAUAAUAUUUAUGAAUGCUUGAAUAUAUUCUCUCUUGAUUUGGAAAAGGAAAUUGAAACCCAAAAAGAGCUUUCAAUUAGAAUAAAAGCAAAACUCUCACUUCCGAAUUCACAAACCAAACAAAUGCAAAAACUUCUCAGUGUAAACCAAAGAUGUUCCACAGAAUUCUACAGAGUCAUGGAGAAACUUAAGUAUGUGCUAAGCCAUGUUACAAAGAUAAAGGAAGAACACCAUGAAUCCAUCAAUAAAUUUGAAAUGGAGUUUAUUGAUGAAGUGGAAAAGCAAAAUGAACUGCUAAUGAAAAUACAGCACCUUCAACAAGAUUAUGACAUACCAUCCAAUGAAUUAAGGGACCUCAAAUUGAACCAGAAUAUGGAUCUACAUAUUGAGGAAAUUCUCAAAGAUUUGUCAGAAAGUGGCUUCUUCAGCAUAAAGACUGAAUUUCAGCAAGUAGUGGAUAAGAGGAAAGAAAUGACCCAGUUUUUGGAAGAGUGGUUGAAUACUCAUUUUGAUAUAGAAAAGCUUAAAAAUGGCAUCCAGAAAGAAAAUGAUAAGAUUUGUCAAGUGAAUAACUUCUAUAAUAACAGAAUAAUUGCCAUAAUGAAUGAAUCUACUGACUUUGAGGAAAGAAGUUCUGCCAUUUCCAAAGAAUGGGAAAAUGACUUGAAAUCAAUGAAAGAGAAAAGUGAAAAAAUACUUAAAUGCUACCAAACAUUGAAGGCCUCUUUGACAUCUGGUGCUGUUGUUAAUUCUACUACAAAAGAUGAUAAGAAUCUUCAUGUUACAUCAAAAACUACACAACUAACCACAGAGAAAAUUCAAGAUCUAGAAACUUCACUACGUGAAGCUGAAGAAAGUGCUAAGCAUAAGGAAGGCAUGAUUAUAAAGAUGCAGAAAGAACUUCAGAAGACUAAUGGCAUGAUAAUAAAGCUUCAAGCAAAAGUUAAUGAAUCAAAUAAAUGCCUUGAAAAAGCAAAAGAAAUUAUCCAAGCACUCCAGGAUAAAAUUGCUUUAGGAGCUGAGCCCUAUAAAGAAGAAAUUGAAGACCUCAAAACAAAGCUGGUGAAAAUAGACCUAGAGAAGAUGAAAAAUGCCAAGGAGUUUGAAAAGGAAAUCACUUUUACAAAAGCUACUGUUGAAUAUCAAAAAGAAGUUAUAAGGCUCUUAAAAGAAAAUCUUAGAAAAAACCAACAGGCCCAGGAAACUUCAAUGAUAUCAGAAAAUGUUGAUUCUCAGCCAUUAAAUAAAGCCAUAACCUGUGGAGGUGGCAGCGGGAUUGUACAAAGCACAAAAGUUCUAAUUUUGAAAAGUGAACAUAUGAAACUAGAAAGUGAAGUUUCUAAGUUAAAGCAGAAAAAUGAACAGCUAAUAAAGCAACAGAAUGAGCUGUUAAGCAACAAUCGUCGUCUUUCUAAAGAAAUCAAAGCGUGGAAGGAUAGAACAUUUAAAAGAGAAGCUCAUAAAGAAGUUAUUUGUGAGAAUUCCCCAAAGUCUCCUAAAGUGACUGGAACACCUUCUAAAUAUAGACAAAAUACGCCUUCACAACGUAAGGAAGAGAAUUUACAAGAUCCUAUCCCAAAGGAGUCGCCAAACUCUUGGUUUUUUGAUAGCCGAUCAAAGUCUUUUCCAACAGCUCAUCCAGUUCGCUAUUUUGAUAACUCAAGUUUAGGCCUUUGCCCAGAGGAACACACAGUGGGAGCAGAAAAUGUGGACCCUCAGUCUGGUUCUUGGCACACCUCUUCCGGAAAAGAUGUGCCUGAAUGCAAAACCCAGUAA
Messenger RNA from Orycteropus afer afer, 7779 nucleotides. The record is from RefSeq and is a predicted model, not a curated record. NCBI's taxonomy places the organism in Eukaryota, Metazoa, Chordata, Mammalia, Tubulidentata, Orycteropodidae.